UAUAGGGGUAACACAGAGUAUGUCGUGAACUAGAACCUGCUCAGACAUGGCCGUGCAAGUGUUGUUGUACCUCGCAGUUUUUCUGGCACUUUGUGCAGGAGCGCCUUUUCGUAACACCUGCUACCGCUGCACAGAUGCCUCGAACAACACUGAAUGUCAAUUUCUUACACUAUGCCUCCCAAGUCAGAACCGAUGUCUGACGCAAAUGAGGUUUUCUGACUCUGGGAUCGUGAUUGGCAAGCGAUGCGCACCAAUGCAGACAUGCUACGUCUACGAGCAGUACAACCAGGACGCUUGCAGCAACCCCGAUGAAGAGUUCGAGGGCUAUUGUUCGUUCUGUUGUGAGGGGUCACGCUGCAACCAGGGUCUACCACCUUAUGGGACAGUUUCGAAGAAUCAAGCCGAUGACGUGGAUAACCGUGGAGGACCAGCUAGCAAGCCAGGAGGACCAGGUGCCAUGUUAGGGGGACCAGAGAGCAGGCCAGGAGGACCGGGUGCCAUGUUAGGGGGACCAGAGAGCAGGCCAGGAGGACCAGGUGCCUUGUUAGGGGGAACAGAGAGCAGACCAGGAGGACCAGGUGCCUUGUUAGGGGGACCAGAGAGCAGGCCAGGAGGACAAGGUGCCUUGUUAGGGGGACCAGAGAGCGGGCCAGGAGGACCAGGUGCCUUGUUAGGGGGACCUGAGAGCAGGCCAGAAGGACCAGGUGCCAUGUUAGGGGGACCAGAGAGCAGGCCAGGAGGACCAGGUGCCUUGUUAGGGGGACCAGAGAACGGGCCAGAAGGACCAGGUGCCAUGUUAGGGGGACCAGAGAGCAGGCCAGGGGGACCAGGUGCCUUGUUAGGGGGACCAGAGAGCAGGCCAGGAGGACCAGGUGCCUUGUUAGGGGGACCAGGGAGCAGGCCAGGAGGACCAGGCGGAAUGUCAGGGGGGCCAGCUAACAAUCCAGGAGGACCAGCUAACAAUCCAGGAGGACCAGGCGGCAUGUCAGGAGGACCAGCUACCAAUCCAGGAGGACCAGCUACCAAUCCAGGAGGACCAGCUAACAAUUCAGGAGGACCAGCUAACAAUCUAGGAGGGCCAGCUGCCAAUCUAGGAGGACCGGCUACCAAUCCAGGAGGAUCAGCUAACAAUCUAGGAGGACCAGGCGGCUUGUCAGGAGGACCAGCUACCAAUCCAGGAGGACCAGCUAACAAUCUAGAAGGACCAGCUGCUAAUCCAGGAGGACCAGCUAACAAUCUAGGUGGACCGGCUAACAAUCCAGGAGGACUGGGCGGCAUGUCAGGAGGACCAGCUACCAAGCCAGGAGGACCAGGAGGAUUUCCACAACCCCACCCUAACAACACUGCCACGGCAGUCCUCUCUGUAACAUUGAAGUCAUCGGGCGUUACAUCCUCUACAGAAGUCACUGCUCCCCUAAUGUCGGCUUCAACGUCAUCGUCAACGUCGGCUUCAACGUCGGCCUCAACGUCGGCGUCAACGUCAUCUUCAACGUUGGUUUCAACGUCAUCUUCAACAUCGGCUUCAACGUCAUCUUCAACGCCGGCUUCCACGUCAUCUUCAACGUCGGCCUCAACGCCAACGCCUACACCGGUCGCAAAGGAAGGACUGAAAUGUCAAGUCUGCGGGGACUUGAACGCGAAGAUUCCGUGCAACCCGAGGGAUAUGUUUGUACCAAAGGAACAACUGUGUCCUGCAGGUCAAUUCUGUAUGGUUGAUGUUCUACAUGACGUGAAUGGCGCUCAGACGACGUAUAAAAGGUGCGUGAACCAGAGGACCUGCUCCAGACAAUGGUACCACCAGACUUCGGACGAGGGGAGAUGCAUGCAGAAACAAACUGGAAGUGUAGCCAGCAUUGACUGCCAUUAUUGCUGUACCACUCCUGGCUGUAACACUUUUCCAAGACCUUCUAUCUCCAGUCUUUAUAAGCCAAAAUGAAGAGCAUGUCCGCCUGAAGGGAUUGGGUGGUUCUUUCACUGAUAUAUUGAUCAAUGUACUUCCUUUACACACCUCAACACCUGUCAAGAACACUCCGAAAAUUCCAAUUAACUUUAUUUAUAAAUUACAUUCCAAGACUUUCCAAAGUAUCCUAACCUUGAAUAAUCCCAUAAAAAUAUUUAUCUAACCUAAAGGUGAUUCCUAUCUGAAAUACGUCAUUGAUGUCAGUCAACCCGUUGGGUUGUCAGCGGAUCCUUACAAAAGGAAAGAUAGAAAUGGAUAUGUUUUCCCCAGUAGAAAAAUGCACCAUUUAAAAUUCGCUUUAGAUGAUGACCAAAUGCAUCCAAAUCAAGGCAACGAGACAGCCAAGUAAACAGACAUAGCUAGCAUCAAACUAUGUACAGUAAUUCGCUUUGAAUCACCCACAAUCUCUUAAAUUCACUGAACAAUUUCCUAUGUCCCUAAUGUCUCCUUCGAGAAUAAGCUGGAAUAUACAACCGUAACCUGUAUAUUUCGUUUUACCAGGUGUUACCAAAUGUACGUGAAUACCGUUCUGAGUGGAAUGCAAAUAAAAUGUUUGCUUUCA
Messenger RNA from Haliotis rufescens (red abalone), 2522 nucleotides. RefSeq names its product collagen alpha-1(III) chain-like. The coding region runs from base 47 to 1936 and encodes 629 amino acids. The record is from RefSeq and is a predicted model, not a curated record. Lineage: Eukaryota; Metazoa; Mollusca; Gastropoda; Lepetellida; Haliotidae. The transcript has 9 exons.